This is a messenger RNA of Trematomus bernacchii (emerald rockcod), 3234 nucleotides long. It is a transcript of the gene wnt6b, whose product is annotated as wingless-type MMTV integration site family, member 6b. The coding region runs from base 723 to 1790 and encodes 355 amino acids. Gene Ontology annotation, molecular function: frizzled binding; cytokine activity. Gene Ontology annotation, biological process: neuron differentiation; cell fate commitment; multicellular organism development. The transcript has 4 exons. The record is from RefSeq and is a predicted model, not a curated record. NCBI's taxonomy places the organism in Eukaryota, Metazoa, Chordata, Actinopteri, Perciformes, Nototheniidae. Gene Ontology annotation, cellular component: extracellular region.
UUCUCUCUCCCUCUCUGAGUGACAGCGAGGAUUUCGCUUCGCCCGGAGCGACGUCACACCAAGGUGGAAGAAGAAGAGCGCAUUUUUCCUCCCUUUAUCAUCCAAAGAAAACACAUCGACAGACUGUGGCACACACAGACGCCUCUACAUGCAGCCGGUGCGCACCCGAAACCACUUCUCCAAGUUCAUCUGUGCGUCAGGGCACAGCGCGCAGACAACGAAGAACCUCCAACAAAUGUAUUUCUUACAGCAGUGCUAUUCUUUUUUCAAAAAUAUAAUUUCAUUGUUUUUAAUAUCCCCAGAGUGGCGAGACUCCCGAUUGUCCUCAUAACCACCGUACGCUUUUCCGCAGUCAGCGAGGACUUCCCGGCUUUGAGACACUUCUCCUUCCUCAUCUGACCUUUUUGAAAGCAUGUUAUUGUGCAGCGACAUAUAGUGCAGAACGAUAAUGAAGAGGUUAACCACACUUUUGAAAGCGGACAUCUCUUCAGUAGCCUCUUGACCAACUUCGUUGCGCAUUAAGAUGCGCCCCACCGAAGAGGAUUUGGAUGAGGAACUUUUCGCGCUCUUGGUGACAGACAGUUUCCAGUGAGCUUUAUUGCUACCGACAGAAAUCAAGGACCUCCUAUGUAUUUAAGAAAUAAUCCAACUCGGUGUUGGCUGAGCUCGUCAGUUCUGUAAACUUUGCCGGGGGAUCUCCUCGAGGAUUUGCUGCGUUCACCAUGAGGGUUCGUCUAUCACGGAUCCAACUGGCCCUGUUCUUUAUCUUGCUCUGCCCGGUCAAUAUCAUCGGACUCUGGUGGGCGGUCGGCAGUCCGCUGGUGAUGGACCCCAACAGCAUUUGCAGGAAGGCGAAGCGUCUGGCAGGGAAGCAGGCUGAGCUGUGCCAAACUCAGCCAGAGAUUGUCAGUGAGGUGGCCAAAGGAGCAAGGCUGGGCGUCAGGGAGUGCCAGUACCAGUUCAGAUACCGCCGCUGGAACUGCACUAGCCACAACAAGUAUUUUGGCAAAAUAUUGCAGCAAGAUAUCCGGGAGACAGCGUUUGUCUAUGCCAUCACAGCAGCCGGUGUGACCCACGCCGUGACCCAGGCCUGCAGUAUGGGCGACCUCCUGCAAUGUGGCUGUGAAGCGACCAGGAACAGAGCACCUCCAGAGCAGUCCUCAUCUUCCCCCCCUGGGGACGGAGUCAAGUGGGAGUGGGGGGGCUGCGGGGACGAUGUGGAGUUUGGUUAUGAAAAGUCAAAACAGUUCAUGGACGCUAAGAGGAGAAGAGGCAAGAGUGAUAUUAGGACACUCAUUGACCUGCACAACAACGAAGCUGGGCGACUGGCUGUGAAGCUCUACAUGCGGACAGAGUGUAAGUGCCACGGCCUGUCGGGAUCAUGCACCUUGCGCACAUGCUGGAAAAAGAUGCCUCAUUUCCGUGAGGUGGGCGACCGCCUAUUAGAGCGCUUCAACGGAGCUUCGAAGGUAAUGGGAGGCAACGACGGAAAGACCCUGAUCCCUGUUGGCCAGAACAUUAAGCCACCAGAUAAGCAGGAUCUGAUCUACUCAGACGAGUCGCCCGAUUUCUGCCUUGCAAAUCGGAAAACUGGUUCACUGGGGACACGAGGGCGCAUGUGCAACAGCACAGCCAUGGAUAUCAGCGGCUGCGACCUGCUGUGCUGCGAGCGCGGCUACAGCGAGGAAUCAGUGGUGAUAGAGGAGAACUGUCUGUGUCGUUUCCACUGGUGUUGUGUGGUCCAGUGCCAGAAAUGCUCGGUCCAAAAAGAGCUUAGUCUCUGUCACUGAUGAACUAAUGAAGUAAGGUCGACAGCAGUCAAUAUGACUUGGUUGAUUAUAUUACUUAUAUUACUUCUAUUGCAUUUGGAGGUGUUUGCUUUAGUUUGGUUUGUGUUAAAGAAGGAUAGGGUUUGGACUUUUAUGGCAAAUACAUUUUGAUAUUGCUCCACAAAAUGUAUAUUUCCUAAUAUUUGCUAUUUGGUUCCCAGAAAUUCAAAGAGAAAUAAAAAGUGCUGCCAAAGAUUCAAAAGGUACAGAAAGUUAAUGCACCCACAUCGAAACAAUAGGAAGUGGUUUAAAUAAGUAAUAGAAAGUCAACAGAUAAAUGGUUCUUCUUGCUCCUUACUGCUUAUGCUUCUUUCCAAACUAACUAUUUUUUCUUUUUCUUUUAUAUGAAAAAGGACCAAAGAAUGUGAAAAUGUGUGUUUUCCAUAUUAAUGAAAGAGGAGGACUUUUGCUCGGAGGUUUUCUUAGUGUCACUUCCACUAAUAGUUCAACAGCAGAGCUUGAUGUUAACUGUUUUCUAAUACCAAAGAGUUUGAGUUGUUGCUAAGCCUGUAUACAAGCUUCCCUUUUUCACAUGGUACAUGGAUUUAUCAGGCAAAGUUCUUAUGAAUAUAUGCAACAAUGGGUCCCUGACAAAAAGAGGUGCACAAAAGCAGCCUUUGGUUUUGUCAGGUUAAGUGACAACUGCCAGCUUUAAUCAGCUCUAGCUAGCCAACUUGUUACACUAAUAAGCUAGUUUAAGUGCAGUCACACAAUUAUUUGUUUAAAGAAAUAAGCAGCUAUCUAAAUAAAUAUGAGCUAAAUCGAUUCUACAGGCUUUGAUGUAACUCAGCUAUUUAGCAUGCUUUUUAGGCUAUUUAGCAAACAUGUUGGUCUUUACUUUUUUCUCUCUACUACUUGCUUGCUAUUUUCUACUCUGUCAAAAACAUACAGAAAAAGGGAAAGGGUAUCACAGUAUCAUUUAUCAUUUUGAAGAACACUGUCAACACCAUGUUUUGAAGGUGUGGAUCUGGCCUGGCAGCAAAGACUGUUAUUUAUAUAAAGAUAUGAUGACAAGACUACUCACUUCCAUCUCUCUCAGAAGCACUUUGGACAUGAUGGACUCCUUCAAUAACCUAAACCCUUUGCGGUCGCCCGUUUCUAUUAAACCAAAAGAGAAACCUUCAUUCACAUUGUUCGGUAUGGAGAAAAUGUAUAUAAUGUAUUUUGUUUAUCUGUUAUGAUAUACAGGGCUAAUGUAAUAAUGCACUUUGGAUGUUAGCUUUCGUUUGAUACUGUAUUUGGAUAUGUGUGUGAGUGUGUGAGAGAGGAAGUGUUUAAAUGUGUUUGUGCAGUUUGGCCAGUUAUCACCGUAUCCUUCAGUUGACAGUACCUAUUAUAUAUCUUUAAGACGCUGUCUGAUGUUAAACUGCAUCAUGUUGGUUAUUAAAAGCACACUGCUCUUUGA